AUGUGCUCCCGCACGCCGUUCGCGCCCGCCCGUCGUGCCUCCCGUGCCCCGCGUCCGCUCGCCGCGCCCUGCUCCUCCCUACAUCACCCGCCUCGCUCACCCGCGUUCCUCGCCGCAGCCCCGCUGCUCCUGCCGCCGCACCCCGCGCCCGUCGAUGCUCCCCGCGACCAGCCGGCGCCCUGCUGCUGCACUUGCUAUGUCGCGACCGCGCCCGUCCCUCGCAUCGCCGACGCGGUGCCGCCACCAGCCACCACUGCCCGCCGGUGCCCCGCUGCUGUACGGGGCCCCACGAGCUCCCCCCGUCCCGCACCUACGCGGCCACCCCCGUACCCGCUCGCCACCCGGCUCACCUCCGCCCCGCGCCUCCUGCUACAGCCACCCGCCGCCGCGCAGCUCGCCGCUCCGGCGCCCUGA
Aegilops tauschii subsp. strangulata is the source of this 414-nucleotide messenger RNA. NCBI's taxonomy places the organism in Eukaryota, Viridiplantae, Streptophyta, Magnoliopsida, Poales, Poaceae. The record is from RefSeq and is a predicted model, not a curated record.